This is a messenger RNA of Gossypium raimondii (Peruvian cotton), 4815 nucleotides long. RefSeq names its product putative disease resistance protein RGA3. Gene Ontology annotation, biological process: defense response to other organism. The transcript has 4 exons. The coding region runs from base 699 to 3704 and encodes 1001 amino acids. Gene Ontology annotation, molecular function: ADP binding. NCBI's taxonomy places the organism in Eukaryota, Viridiplantae, Streptophyta, Magnoliopsida, Malvales, Malvaceae. The record is from RefSeq and is a predicted model, not a curated record.
ACAAAUUUUGCCCAAGUUGAUGUAAUUGUGCGGAGCACCCGAUCAUCCCAACUUUGUCUCCAUUGAGAAAUUUGUGUCAAACAUUUCCCACCAAUCAACAUUAUUUUCAUUUAAUUAUACUACUUGCUGGGUGGAUGCUAACAUCUAUAAAAAUUAUUAGUCUCCGCGUGUAUUAAUUUUCAUUUUAGUCCUCCUCUUGCAAUAACCAAACACUGUUUUGCUUGAUUUCAGUUUGAACCAGCAAUGGCCGAAGCAAUUGCUUUCGACCUCACCGUAGAGCUUAUUACUAAAUUGAGCUCCUUUACUCUCUCUCAAAUUGGACUGUGGUGGAAUGUCAAAGAUGACCUCGACGACCUCAAAAGCACCGUCUCCACAAUCAAGGCUGUGCUUCUUGACGCAGAAGAGCGAUCUGUGACCAGCCAUCACGUCAAAGAUUGGCUUGAAAAGCUGAAAGAUGUACUUUAUGAUGCCGACGACUUGCUUGAUGAUUUCUCUACCGAAGCUUUCCGGAAAGAUCUAUUGGGUGGGAACAAGCUGACGAAAGAGGUACGCCUUUUCUUCUCAAGCUCAAACCAGUUUGCUUACAGUCUCAAAAUGGGUCGUCAAAUUAAGGCCAUUAAGGCGAGGCUAACUUUGAUCGGAAGUGAGGCCAAGAUGUUCAAUUUGGUAGAGCGUGACCGCCCCAUGGAAACCUCUUUAUGACCAAAAAGAGGCAUCAAACGCACUCUUUUAAAGAUAACAUUAUAGGGAGAGACGAUGAUAAAGCAGCUCUUUUAAAACUCAUGUUAGAGUUUGAAAGUGAAGAGAAUGUUUACAUCAUUCCAAUUGUGGGGUUAGGAGGGUUAGGGAAGACUGCUUUGGCGCAGUUUGUGUAUAAUGAUGAAAUGGUCAAAAAUCAUUUUGAGUUGAUGAUGUUUGUGUGCGUUUCAGAUGUUUUUGAUGUCAAAAUAAUUGUAGAAAACAUUAUCAAAUCUGCAACUGGCCAAGCACCAAAUCAAAAACUCGAAAUGGAUCAAUUGCAAAGCCAACUUCGAGGGAAAAUCGGUGGGAAAAAAUAUUUGCUUGUUUUGGAUGACAUUUGGAAUGAGGAGUGGGAAGAAUGGGUUAGUUUAAAAGAGUUGUUAGUAGGUGGGGCUAAAGGAAGUAGGAUAAUAGUAACUACUCGCUCUUUGAGAGUAGCAAAAAUUACCAGUAAAUGUCAGCCUUAUGUUCUGAAAGGCUUGUCUGAUGACGAUGCUUGGUCUUUGUUCAAAGAAAUAGCAUUUGAGCAAAGAUCUAUAAACCCAACCUUUGUGAAAAUAGGGAAACAGAUCUUGGAAAGGUGUGGUGGGGUUCCCUUGGUUAUUAGGACCAUAGCUGGUGCGUUAUCUUUCAAAGAAACUGAAAAGGAGUGGAGUUCUUUCAAAGAUAAUGAACUUGCUAGAAUAUCUCAAAACGAAGGUAAAAUUCUAGCUACACUUAAGUUGAGCUACGAUCAUCUCCCAUCCCAUUUGAAACAUUGCUUUGCUUAUUGCCGACUGUAUCCAAAAGAUCAUAAAAUUCAUGUACAAACUCUUGUUCAAUUUUGGAUUGCACAAGGUUUCGUAAAGCAAUUGAAUCCAAGUCAAUCUCUCGAGGAGAUCGGGUUUGUGUAUUUUAAAGAUUUAAACGAAAGAGGUUUCUUCCAAGAAGUAGGAGAAAGAUAUUCGUGGGAAGGACUAACAUGUAAAAUGCAUGAUUUAAUGCAUGAUCUAGCUGAAUCAGUAGCCGGGACGGAGAGUAGUAUUGUAGAUUCAAAUGAAAUUGCAAGUAAGGUUGGUGAAAAGUGUCGCCACAUAUCAAUUGAUCCUUCAUUAAUUGUUUUGUUUAAAGGAAAGAAGUUGCGAACCAUGUUACACUUUCCAAAUUAUGAGAGAAAUCAAAAUAUGAAUGACGAAAUUUGGGAUUUUAUCAUUUCAAAUUAUAGAUGCUUGCGUGUAUUGGAAUUGAAUGGUUUAGAUUUUAAGAUGAUUCCACGCUCCAUUUGUAAGUUGAAACAUUUGAGGUACCUUGAUCUUUCUGGGAAUUUUAAUAUUAAGAUCCUCCCAAAGAGCAUUUGCAAGAUACAAAAUUUGCAAGCUUUGAAACUUAACUUAUGUUGGGAGCUUGAAGAAUUGCCGAAGAAGAUUGAAAAAUUGGUGAAUCUUACCCAUCUUGGGUGUGAAGAUUGUAGUGGCUUAACUCAUAUGCCACGUGGAAUAGGGAAGCUGACUUCCCUUGAGACGUUAAGCAAGUUUGUAGUGGACAAAGAUGGCUCACGUGACGGUGCAGAUCUAAGUGAAUUGAGUGGGCUUAACAACUUAACGGGACGGCUAGAGAUAACAAAUUUGGGAUUCGUAAAAAAUGCAAAAGAGAAGUUUAAAGCUGCUAAUUUGAAAGAGAAGCAACAUUUGAGAUUGUUGGUCUUAGUAUGGAAUGAUUAUGGUGACGACGACGACGACAGCGGUAAUGAUGAUGAUGAUGAUGACAAGUCACUUGAAGACCUCCGGCCCCAUCCCAAUCUCAAGGAGCUCUUUAUUGGAGGAUGGAGGAGUGAUGCCAAGUUUCCAAGUUGGCUUUCUUUGCUCACAAACCUCGUCGUGAUUAGAAUAUGGGGUCCUAGUAAUUUCAAACAAAUCCCGUCCUUUGCGCAAUUGCCUUGUCUUCAAAAGCUGUCAAUUGUUGAUUUAACUCUGCUGGAGUACAUGGACGAUAAUAGCCCAAAAGGAAGUCAAGGAGAACCAGAAUCAUUCUUCCCAUCGCUUAAGUCUCUUUGCCUCGAGAAUUGCCCAAAUAUGAAGAGUUGGUGGAGGAAAAGCUCGAUUGAUGAUGAUAACGAGGAUGACACAACUGUUAUAGGAACAUCAACCAUGGCAUUUCCUUGUCUUUCCUCUUUAGAAAUUGUAAAUUGCCCUUUGACUUCAAUGCCGUUGUAUCCUUCACUCGAUGAUGAUCUAAGGUUGGUGAAGACCAGUUCAAGGCCUUUAAAGCAGACCAUGAAGAUGAACAUCACUAGUACGACCCCAUCAAGUUCCACUUCUUCUCUUCCUCUCUCCAAAUUGAAAUCUUUCCAUGUACACAAAAUUGAGGGAUUGGACACUCACAUGCUAGAUGAGUACUUGAAACAUUUCACCGGCCUCAAAAAAUUAACAAUAGGAGAUUGCAAGGAGGUUGAUUUAGAGGGCAUGCAAUGGGAAGCCCUUAAGAAUCUCUCUCAUUUGGGGAUUAUUAAUAUUCCACAACUGGUGUCUCUCCCCCUUUGGCUUCAACAUCUUGUUCAAUUGAAAAGAUUAGAAAUUUGGAAUUGCAGCGGAUUGAGGUCACUCUUUCCUGUGUUCCAACAUCUCACUUUCCUUGAAGAUCUUUUAGUAAGCAAGUGCAAGGAGCUGGAGCUAUCAGCAGCUGGCUUACAAAUAUUCCAAGAUCAGACAAGACUACGCUCCUUAGCACUGGAAAAUAUUUCAAAGUGUCGGCAUCUUCCGGAGUGGAUUCAACAUCUAACAAAUCUGCAAAUUCUUUCUCUUGUUGAUUGGCCCAAUUUAACGUCGCUUCCGGAUGAGAUGCGCUGCCUAACCAAUUUGCAACAGUUAAAUAUACACGAGGUUCCUCAGUUGGAAGAAAGGUGUCAGAAGGACAUUGGUGCCGAUUGGUAUAAGAUUGCUCACAUACCUUCAGUAACCCAUUGGCCUGCUGUUGGAUAUAUCUGAAAAGCAUUUGACAACUUUAAGAAAUUAGAUGCAGAAAAAGAGGUGGUAACUACUUAAAUGGUUUACAUUUUUAAAUCAUAAAAUCUCACAAUUUCAGAUGAUCUAAUAUAACCCCCUAACUAAGCUUCUUCUUUUUCAGCAUGUGUUCAAUUGAAGAGCCAAAAAACAGGACAUGCGUUCUUCAUCAGCUGACCUGUCCAUGGCAUUGUACUCCCAUGAAAUCCUCCUCUCCAUGCACACGUGUUCUUUCUUUUCUUCGUUGAAGAGUCCCUCUGAUGAUCUAAUCCUAAUUUCUGCUAGAUUUUGGCUCUCUUUUUCGGCAGAGCACAGCAUAUAUUACAAGAAGCAGAGGCCAUACUUUCAACUACGAUUUUUUCGUCUGCCAAAAAUAUUCCAACUCAAGAAAAAUGGUAAUAUAUGGUUCCCAUGCCAUUGACAGAUUCUUGGUGUCGUGUUGGAGAGAGCUUAAACACGCAAUGUGGUUGUCAUGUUAAAUCAUGGAAGGAUCUUGCUUCAGAGUAUUUGGUGGUGAGGAUGAGGUUGAUGCUCUAUGUUUGGGAAUGGGAGUUUGUUACUAUUACAGAUUACGAUGCCCUAUGUUUGGCCCUUUGUUGAACUUGAACUGAAAAGGCAUAGAAAAUGGCCAUUAUUGCACAUAAAUAAAGUUCUGUUUAGCAACAGUUCAUUGUUGCUUUUGGAAGGUCUCGUUGUUGAAGCAUGAUAAUUGUCAGAGAUAUUGCAUUUGGAAAUUUAUUAUUCCACUUUACACGGAACUUAUGAAGAGUUUGACCAAUCCUAGAGCAUAUAUAUAGAUGAUUUAUUUUAUGGAUGAUGUGUGAAUUUAAAGAAGCACAUAUCUUCAUAAUAGGAGCUAUUGUUGAGUGACAUUGUUAUACACCAUCCGAGUGUUUAUUUUCACUUGCAUAGUUAAAAAGAAUUGGAAGAGAAAUUACUUAACUAUACAAAGGUGAGGUUGUAUCAAGUGUUUGAGGGGUAAAGCUAAAUCACUCCUUUGUAGUAUGAAGUUCAUAAUAUAUUUAUCUCUAGGCAAGGCCUCGCAGAUGUGGUACGACUUCUGAUCUAUAUAAACAUCUUGAUUAUAUUUUUAUUU